GUGUGAUAGAUCCGAGGGGCACGCUUUCUACGCUCUCCCUGGCAAGAAUGUUAGUUCCUGCUCUUCCCUGGCCGUUUCCUGUAAUCGUACAGUGUUGUGAGACGGAGAAAGCCAUGUGUGUCGAUGCAAAGCUGUUCAUUUAAACCUCGAAAAUAACUGGACGGCAACUUCUCAGCUUCCAUCUCAGAGUUUUUUUUUAACGCUGCGCCCGUCUCCCUGCGUGGAGUGGGCAAUAUGGCAGAUCAAAUCAUGGACCUCUUUGAGGACACACCCUUGUUUAACCUGGAUGCCCUACCGGAUGACUCCUUCACCCCGGGCUCCUCGGACCCAGUGGAGGAGGCGCUGAAGCUGGCGUUGGGUCAAGUGGACCCGCCGUCUGAGCCCGAGCUCACAGUCAACACGGGCCUUAACGUUCCUGUAGCAGCUCCUGUCAUCCCUGACCCUGCCCCCAUUCAAGUCCUCACACAGCAGCCUGUGCCAGUGGUGACUGCUCAGACUGUUUCCAUAGCAGCAGCUCCCACUGUAGCCCCUGUCACUGUUGAUACUUUACCUCAGAUCCAGGCCCAGACGACCUUAUCCAUUGCCAGCAACACCAGCAUGGCCCCCAGUAGCACUGUUCUGCUGAGCUCACCUCUGACUGUUUCCAGCUCCCCGGCCAUCACCACCACCGCCACCACGCAACAGCUUUCACAGAUAACCCACCAGCUCACUCCUCAGCAGUUAGCCGCCAUCACACAACAGGCAGGGGGGAAAAUUGUAAUACUCAAGGGUCCCCAGGGUCAGGCCCAGGUCCUGCAGACUGUAUCAGGAACGACAGGCCAGACCACUGGAAAGGUCAUCCGUGUGUUGUCUGGCACGCCUCUCAAACCUGGCAUGUCCAUUCUGCAGGGGGGGGCGGUCUUGAAUCAGGCGAGCCCUGGACAAGCUCAAGUUAAGGUGGGUGCUGCUGGGGUGCAGAGGCUGCUGCAGUCUCCCAACGGGCCGGUGAAACAGAUGCUGCUGACCUCCUUGCCCCAACAGACGCAAGGCCAGCAGAUUCAGGUGCAGAUUCCAACCCAGGCACAGAUUUCACAAGGACAGACUCAAGUUCAAGUUCAACCACAGGCCCAGAUACAGGUGCAGACCCAGGGCCAGGUGCAGCUCCAGCCAGCUAUGGCAGGCCAGACUCCGGGUGGUGAAGCAAAACGGAUCACCCUGGUUCUCCAGCAGCCCUCCCAGACUACUACAGCCGGUCAGACUGUGGUAACCCAGCAGGUCACUCAAAUCCAAGCAGGCCAACAGCAGCAGACCCAAGCCCCAGCUAGACUAGUGCUGGGUCAGCUUCCCGGAGGGAAACUGGUGCUCCAAGGAAGCCAGCUCGCAGCCCUGACCCAGGCUCGGGCUGCAGGCCAGGCUGGAGGCCAGCCUAAAGUCCUCACAAUUCAGCUGCAGGUGCAGCAGCAGCCCAACCAGCAAGGAGGAGUUAAGUACCAGCUGGUGUCAGGAGCUGGAAACACUGGCAGCCCACAGGUGUUGCAGAUCUCGCAGGGCCAAGGUGGACAGAGAGUUGCGGUGCCACUCAAAAUGCUUCUGCAGCCACAGACGAGCUCAGCAUCCUCAGCUGGUGGCACAGUCUCCGUGGUGAAGGUCAUCAACACAUCGUCCGCAGGCCCCUCUACUACAACCACCACCCCAUCCCAGGCCAUCCGCAUCACCAAAGCCCCGGGCGAGCCCGCCUCCGUACGGCGGGUGGAGAUCCUGUGCAAGCAGGAGAAAGCAAACCGUAUCGUGGCUGAAGCUAUAGCCCGAGCCAAAGCACGGGGUGAGAAGAACCUCCCUCGAGUCCUGAACCAGGACGAGCUUCCAGCCGCUCAGACCUCUUCAGAAACAGGGGGCACUAUAACCGUGGUGUCUGCUGCGAAGAAGAAGAGCAGCGGAGGAGGAAGCAAGAAGAAGGCUCCUGUAGCUGGAGCAACGUCGUCUAAAGUCGCAGGAGGGGGCGACAAAAAGGGCAAAGUAAAAACACCAGGAGGACCAACAGGAGUGGCUGGAGGCACAGUCGUACCAGGAGCUGGGAACAAGAGCAAAAGCAAGAUUAAGACUAACACUAUAACUCUAGUGGGAGCAAAAAAGAGGAAGAGAAAUGCAUCUUCAGACCACUCUGAUGGGGAGAUGAGUCCUGCCUCACCUGCUGCGCUGGAGGAGGAUCUCAUUACGAGGCGCUCCAAUCGCGUCAUCAAGAGGAAGAAGUACACAGAAGACCUGGAUAUUAAGAUAACAGAUGAUGAGGACGAGCAGGAAGACGUAGACGUAACUACGACUGCAGCAGCUGUGGCCUCCAUCAGCGGUGGGACAGCAGCGCAGCUUAAACAGGAAAUGGAGUUAGACAUUGACGGGCAGCCCAGCAUGCAGUUCUUUGUGGAAAACCCGGCUGAGGAAGACGCUGCCAUUGUAGACAAAGUUCUCUCAUUGAGGUUAACCAAGAAGGAAGUAUCACAGGGCCAGUACACCAAUGUUGAAGAAUUCUUUGUGAAAUACAAGAACUACUCUUACUUACACUGUGAGUGGGCCAGUUUGGAGCAGCUGGAGAAAGAUAAGAGGAUCCAUCAGAAGAUCAAGAGGUUCAAGACCAAACAUGCACAGAUGAGGCACCUCUUCCAGGAGGAGGAGGAGGCCUUCAACCCCGACUAUGUGGAGGUGGACCGGAUCCUGGACGUUUCUCACAGUGUUGACAAGGACAACGGCGAGCCCGUAGUCUACUACUUGGUGAAGUGGUGCUCUCUGCCUUAUGAGGACGCCACCUGGGAGCUGAAGGAGGAUGUGGAUGAGGGCAAGGUCGGAGAUUUUGGCAAAAUCGCAAAUCGACAACCUCGCGUUAAAAGAGCGGCACGGCCGCCUGCCGCCUCGUGGAAGAAGCUGGAAGAGACCAGAGAGUACAAGAAUGGAAACGUACUCAGAGAGUAUCAGCUGGAAGGAGUCAACUGGCUGCUCUUCAACUGGUACAACAGGCAGAACUGUAUCUUGGCAGAUGAGAUGGGUCUGGGAAAGACCAUCCAGUCUAUCGCGCUGCUUUCAGAGAUCUACUCUGCUGGCCUCCAAGGCCCCUUCCUGGUCAUCGCUCCGCUCUCCACCAUCACCAACUGGGAGAGAGAGUUCUGCACAUGGACCCAAAUGAACGCCAUCGUCUACCACGGCAGCCUGGCCAGCCGACAGAUGAUCCAGCAGUAUGAGAUGUACUUGAAGGAUGAUAAGGAGCAUUUGAUUCCAGGUGCUUACAAGUUUGACGCCCUCAUCACGACCUUUGAGAUGAUCCUGUCUGACUGCCCGGAGCUGAGGGAGAUCUCCUGGCGAUGUGUGAUCAUUGAUGAAGCUCACCGCCUCAAGAAUCGAAACUGCAAGCUGUUGGACAGUUUGAAGAUGCUGGAUCUGGAACACAAGGUGUUGUUGACUGGCACUCCUCUCCAGAACACUGUGGAGGAACUCUUCAGCCUGCUUCAUUUCCUGGAGCCGGCUCAGUUCCCUUCUGAGAUUGAAUUCCUCAGAGACUUUGGAGACCUGAAAACGGAGGAACAGGUCCAGAAGCUGCAGGCCAUCUUGAAACCAAUGAUGCUACGGAGGCUUAAAGAAGAUGUUGAAAAGAAUUUGGCACCCAAACAGGAGACCAUCAUUGAGGUUGAGUUGACGGAUGUUCAGAAGAAGUACUACAGGGCCAUCCUGGAGAGGAACUUCAGCUUCCUCAGUCUAGGGGCGACCAGUAACAGCAACGUCCCCAACCUGCUCAACACUAUGAUGGAGCUGCGCAAGUGCUGCAACCACCCCUACCUCAUUAAUGGCGCAGAGGAGAAGAUCGUAGCGGAGUUGCGGGAGGUGUAUGACCCGCUGGCUCCUGACUUCCAUUUGCAGGCCCUCAUUCGAUCGGCUGGUAAACUGGUGCUGCUUGAUAAGCUGCUGCCUCGCCUCAAGGCUGGCGGUCACAAAGUGCUCAUCUUCUCCCAGAUGGUGCGCUGCUUAGACAUUCUGGAGGACUACCUCAUCAACAAGAGAUACCUUUAUGAGCGAAUCGAUGGCAGAGUGCGUGGAAACUUACGACAGGCUGCCAUUGAUCGCUUCAGCAAACCUGACUCAGACCGCUUUGUCUUCCUGCUGUGUACCCGUGCCGGUGGCCUGGGUAUCAACCUCACUGCUGCCGACACCUGUGUCAUAUUUGACUCAGACUGGAACCCUCAAAAUGACCUGCAGGCUCAGGCACGGUGUCAUCGUAUCGGCCAGUCUAAGGCGGUCAAGGUCUACCGUCUGAUCACAAGGAACUCCUAUGAGAGGGAGAUGCUGGACAAAGCAAGUCUGAAGCUUGGCCUGGAUCGUGCUGUCCUGCAGAGCAUGAGUGGCAACAAAGACAAAGACAGCGCCAACGGGAUCCAACAGUUCUCCAAGAAGGAGAUCGAGGACCUUCUAAGGAAAGGAGCUUACGCUGCCAUCAUGGAUGAGAAUGAUGAAGGCAGCCGCUUCUGUGAGGAGGACAUCGACCAGAUCCUCCAGCGAAGAGCCACCACCAUCACCAUCGAGAGCGAGGGCAAAGGAUCCACCUUCUCCAAGGCUAGCUUUGUGGCCUCUGAGAACCGCAACGAUAUUGCCCUUGAUGACCCUGAAUUCUGGCAGAAAUGGGCAAAGAGAGCGGACAUAGACAUGGACACCAUCAACAGAAAGAACAACCUGGUGAUUGACACUCCCAGAGUCCGUAAGCAGACCCGUCAAUACUCCAGUUUACGGGGUGAAGGUGGAGACUUGUCUGAUAUGGACAGUGAUGAAGAAUAUCCACCUGCAAAUUCAAGACAGUCACGUGCCUCCAGACGCUCCGACAGACACAGUGGAAGUGGUUAUGGGCGCACCGACUGUUUCCGAGUGGAGAAACACCUGCUGGUCUACGGGUGGGGAAGAUGGAGGGACAUCUUGUCUCACGCUAGAUGUAAGCGACGUCUGAGUGAACGUGACGUUGAGACGAUCUGUCGUGUCAUCCUGGUCUUCUGUCUGCUUCACUACCGGGGAGACAAAGAGCUCAUCACACCGCCUGAGAAUGGUCGUGAACCCCAGACGCUACUCAACCACUCUGGUCUGUCCAUCCCCGUUCCAAGAGGCAGAAAGGGUAAGAGGGUAAAGGCCCAGAGCACGUUUGAUGUCCAGAAGGUGGAGUGGAUCCGAAAAUACAAUCCUGACACUCUGCUUCUGGACGACAGCUACCGAAAACACCUCAAGCACCAGUGCAACAAGGUGUUGCUGAGAGUGCGAAUGCUCUACUACCUGAAACAAGAAGUUAUCGGUGAACAUUCAGACGCUGUCCUGAAAGGCGCUGACCUCAGGGAUCUUGACAUUUGGAUGCCUGAGAUGGAGCAGCAAGAGGUCCCUGCUGGAUGGUGGGAUGGAGAGGCUGACCGCUCACUGCUUUCUGGUGUAUUCAAACAUGGUUAUGAAAUGUACACCACCAUGCGAGCUGACCCAUGCCUCUGCUUCCUGGAGAGAGUCGGUCGGCCUGAUGACAAGGCCAUUGAUGCUGAGCAGCACACUGGUGAUGCAGAGCUGGGAGAUGAUCCCGACUAUGAUAAGUACUCAGAGGACCCAGAGUUCAAGCCUGCAUCGAGACACUCCAAAGAACUCUUUGAUGAGCAUGACUCCAUGAAUGUGGACGAUGAGAUCACUGUGGAAGACAAGGCGCCACCAGUGCUUUUAGAGAACAUAUCCAACCCUAGCGGUCCAUGUGAUUGGCCCUCCAGCUCGUCACUCACAGCUCGGCUGCGGCGGUUGAUCACGGCUUUCCAGCGGAGCUACAGACAGGAGCAGCUGAAGAUCGAAGCAGAGGCGAAGGGCGACCGCAGACGCAGGCGGUGUGAACAAGCCACCAAGUUGAAGGAGAUCGCACGGCAGGAACGCCAGCAGAGGUGGACACGAAGGGAAGAAUCUGACUUCUACCGUGUUGUGUCGACUUUCGGUGUGGAGAAGAUAAAGAAGGAGAGUGGUCUUCAAGAGAUCGGGGAGCCUGAGUUUGACUGGAAUCGUUUCCGUACCUUUGCUCGUCUGGAUAAAAAAACUGAUGAGAGCCUUAGCCGAUAUUUCCGCUCUUUUGUCGCCAUGUGCCGGAGAGUUUGUCACCUGCGACCUGGACGUGGGGAAGAUCCAGCAGAAUCAUCUGCGACUGUGGCCCCCAUCACAGAGGAGCGUGCUUCCCGAACCCUUUACCGUAUAAGCCUCCUGCGCCGACUCCGAGAGCGAGUCCUGCCUCACCCCUCCCUGGAGGAGCGUCUGCCUAUGGCUCCGACCAACUCGGAGCUGCCCGCUUGGUGGAGCAUGCCGGAACACGAUCGCCAGCUAAUGCUGGGCUCAGCAAUACACGGCGUCAGCCGCACUGAGCUCUCCAUCUACUCAGACCCACAGUUCACCUUCACUCAGGCUCGGGAAGACUUUAUCCUGACCCAGCAAGCCCUGCCCCCUCCACCUCCACCUCAGGCACUACCCAUCAUGCCCCUCAGCACACCAAAGACUGAGGACGAUGUUAAGGAGGAGAGAGGUGAAGAGGAGGUCCAGCUGCUCGGAGGUCAGAUCAGUGCUGCCCUACAGAGUACGCCUUUAAGUCACCAUGACAGCAAAGCACCGAGGCCGGGCUGGAGCCUGAAGAGGAGCAAGAUAAAGGUUGGAAAAUCAGAAGGACGGAAAAGAGAGGGAGGGUCAGACUCAGAUUCUGAUUCUGAUUCAGGCUCCUCUUCCUCAGACCGAUCAGGAAGCAGUGAUGACAGUGGAGAGAGUGAGGAAGAGACAGAAAGAGCAGGCAUGAAAAUAUGCGACGGGGAUGAAGAGAACAGUUUACUCUCUCUGACUACUUCUCAGGAUGGUAUUCCUCCUCCUGAGCCAAUCAGAGUUGAAUGGCCUAAGGACCGCAUAUUGAUCAAUCGUCUUGACAGUUUGUGUACGCUGGUGCUGAGUGGUCAGUGGCCCUCAGGCCGGCGUUAUGUGUCCGAGGCUCAGCUCAACCCCACCGCAGAGCUGACCGGAGACGAGAUGGCCUACACGCGAAUAAUCCGUAAACCCAGCAGCACACCUGGUGGCCCUGGGGCCGAUGGAGAUGAUGGAGAGUUCACUGUGAAACUCCUUAAGGAGGAAGGGCUGAAGCUGACGUUCUCUAAGCAGGCCCUGAUGCCAAAUGGCUCAGGGGGAGAGAGCAGCGGACGCAAGAAACGCAAGGACCAAGAGUUUCCUGAUCCAGACGGACUUCAUGAUCCUUUAGAGCGUACUCCUCGGCGCAGGGAUCCUCCCAACUGGUUGAAGGAGAACCCUGACUAUGAGGUGGAGGGAGACAUGCUGGAGCUUCUUGUCAACAGGAGUAAGAGGAAGAGGAGGAGGAGGGCAGAUAAAGCGCUGACAGGCAGUGAGAAGGUCAAAGUCAUAAACAUGAGGACAGGAAAGAAGGUUGGAGCAGCUUUCUGUCCGCUGCUGCAAGACCUGAGAGAAUACCUGGAGGAGAAUCCUGACAAUGCUGUAGCACCUGAGUGGUCUGACUCUGUUCGAAACUCUGGAUUCCUGCCUGAGACCUUCCACCAUCGACUGCUGACCGAGCACUCAGAGAUCCCUAAGAAGAGCCGACGUCGGCAUCACCACCAUCACCACCACCAUCACCACACUCCAGAGCCCACACCUGAGGACCCCAACCUGGAUGGAGUGGAAGAGGAGACUCUGGUCUCAGACGGAGCCUACAUGAUGGACGAGGAGGACCUGGAAACCUCCCAUCACUUCCUUACCAGUCCUGACUUUGACAUUAAAAUGGAGGGCGGCGACAACCUCUCCCAAGGUGACUAUGACAGCUCAGAUCAAGAGGCGCUUUUGGACGAUGUCAUCAUGGCACAGAAAGACUCUGACUCCUCAUCAAGCUCAGAGGAUUGACUGAACCUCACUCUCUGAACACAUCAGAUGUAGUCCCCGUCUCAAAAUGAAUUAUCAUGUUAUUCCUCAUUUAUUUUUACCAUGUUAUGUAUCAAAUUAUGGAUGACUGAUUUUUGUUGCUACUUUUAUUCAUUUAUUUUAUAUAGGAUUUUUUCCAUGAAAGGAGCAGCUUUGCACCCAUCUGUUUUUUUUUUCAUCACAAUUGUGUUUCAUCUUCGUCUCCUCAAUCCUCCUCUCCAACCUCUAAAAAAAGGCAAAACGUUGAGCUUUCUUACUUCACGACUUGUCUUUGUCCUCUUCUUCCUCUGAACCUUUUCUUUCCCAUCACAUUCCCAGCCAUGACCAAAAGGGGACCCCUGCUGUACAGACUCUGUUUUCUUAUCUAAGAACCUCAAUGCUGGUCCUCUAACGCUACAUGAAACUGGACAUGUGUACUGCAGAGCCCGGAUCCAGAUCCCACAAGCCCCUGCACUCGUCUGGUUAUGUGUUCCGCUUCCAGACGAGUCUGUGAACUAAAAGGGGGUCCUGUGUGUGGAUGUACUGUUAUUGUUUUCACUCUAUGGGAGGGACGGGGUUGAGAGGGAGGGAGGGAGGGGGACAGUGUAUUAGUUACUGAAGCUAAGGAGGAUGGUUGUAUUGUACAAUGUAGAGCUGGUCAAUUGUGUACUUUGGUGCAAAGAUGACGGCAAUGAGUUACUAUUCUUGUUUUAUGAUCUGAGUGUAUCUGUGAAAUGAAUAACAGCAAUCUACAGUGAAAACAAGUUUGUGUCUUUUAUUUGAAAUCAAAUGAAGAAGAAGCAAACUGGAGGAUUACUGUUCGUACACUGAGAUCAUCUGAUGCAGUUAUAACACUGUUGUACAUUUGUAGCACAUGAUACAAAGCACAAUGCAUAGCAGCUGAGAUACCUUUUAUAAUGAUCAAGUUUAUGGCUGCAAAUCAAAUGUAUGAAGAAAUCUGUGGAAUGAUGACGAACAUAAAGCAGAGGUUGGACACUAAAGAACAACUAACUAAAGAAA
Notolabrus celidotus (New Zealand spotty) is the source of this 8919-nucleotide messenger RNA. It is a transcript of the gene chd8, whose product is annotated as chromodomain helicase DNA binding protein 8. The record is from RefSeq and is a predicted model, not a curated record. The transcript has 39 exons. The coding region runs from base 235 to 7902 and encodes 2555 amino acids. Gene Ontology annotation, molecular function: protein binding; ATP binding; ATP-dependent chromatin remodeler activity. Lineage: Eukaryota; Metazoa; Chordata; Actinopteri; Labriformes; Labridae. Gene Ontology annotation, biological process: chromatin remodeling.